AUGGCUGACAUUACAUUCAAACGGUUCGUGGAAGCCACGCCAGGUACACGAGACUGUUUUUGCCACAUCGUGCUGAAAAACGAUAUUGUUCCAAAGCUCUUUGGAUGCUGCAACAUGACUCAUAUGCAGGUGUGUUUUUUAAUUUAAAGUGCUAUGACACGAAAUUUUCAAAAUCGAGUUUUUUACGACAGAUUAGAAUUUCAUCUUUUCUGAUCAUUUUGAUACCAACUUUGUUGUUGAGUCGAAGAAAAAAUUGGACAAUUUGCGUGUCAAAAGGCCAUUUAUGCGAGCAGAAGUAAGCCGCGAUUUAACUAAGCCCUGCCUAAACAGGUCGCGAACGUGUCGUAUAAGCGAUCAAUUUUUUCGCAAACCAGGGUUGAAAACUAGACCUAAAUAAGUCGCUACGUAUUGCAAACUGACUGUUUAUAGAGUCGUUCGUGACUUAUUUAAGCCGCGGUUUAUAUUCCCUCAUAUAAAUGACUCUAAAGUUGGUAGAACAUGCAUGGUGCUGGCGUAGCUGGGAUUUAUUUUCUCGGUUAAGCGAUCUUAAUUUUAGUCAUUUGUCGCUUGCCCAUUGUCCUGGCAAGCCCCCUCUCUCAACUAGACUGCGAUCUAAGCCGACUCCAUCCCCCCCCAACGGAUUGAUUUUCAUUAUAUGUUAAUUUAAUUAAGCAUCGCACAAACAAUUCUAAAUUGUUUUUCCUUCCUUUCUAUUUUUGUUUUAGGGCAAAUUGUGGGAUUUGGUUGAAAAUAUACUUAAACCGACACUUGAGUUCACCACGAAAGACUCU
Molecule: messenger RNA, 791 nt
Organism: Paramuricea clavata
Lineage: Eukaryota; Metazoa; Cnidaria; Anthozoa; Malacalcyonacea; Plexauridae
Source: the annotation of a GenBank genome assembly